Osmia bicornis bicornis is the source of this 852-nucleotide messenger RNA. It is a transcript of the gene NC2beta, whose product is annotated as protein Dr1. Gene Ontology annotation, molecular function: TBP-class protein binding; protein heterodimerization activity; general transcription initiation factor activity. The coding region runs from base 152 to 730 and encodes 192 amino acids. The record is from RefSeq and is a predicted model, not a curated record. Lineage: Eukaryota; Metazoa; Arthropoda; Insecta; Hymenoptera; Megachilidae. Gene Ontology annotation, cellular component: negative cofactor 2 complex. Gene Ontology annotation, biological process: positive regulation of transcription by RNA polymerase II; RNA polymerase II preinitiation complex assembly; chromatin remodeling. The transcript has 3 exons.
UGUACGUACUGAAUAUUCGAGGAUUCCAAGAAUAUCAAUGAUAUAAAAAAUAAAAUAAAAUAAAUAUAGAGGAAGAGUACGUUGAAUUAAUAUUAACAAGAGUGUACAGACUGAGGUAUAUCUGCAAAACAAAAUCAGAUAUCGUCGCGUAAUGGGCGACAAUAAUAAGAGAACCGACGAGAAUUACAGAAAAUCUGAGGUGCUAGAGAGAAGAAAAAAGGAAGAAAUGGCCUCGGCUACUAUAUCACCGACAGAAGACGACGAAUUGACUUUGCCACGCGCAUCGAUCAAUAAGAUGAUCAAGGAAAUUCUGCCCCAUGUACGCGUGGCAAAUGAAUCACGGGAACUGAUACUGAAUUGCUGCACGGAAUUCAUACAUUUGCUUUCGUCCGAGGCGAACGAGAUUUGCAAUCAACAGCAGAAGAAAACGAUCAACGCUGAACAUGUGCUUCAGGCACUCGAGAAGCUUGGAUUCGGAGAUUACAGCGCAGAGGCGGAGGCUGUUUUGCGAGAUUGCAAAGCAGUCGCAGCGAAACGAAGACGUCAGAGUACCAGAUUAGAAAAUUUGGGGAUUCCAGAGGAAGAGCUCCUCAGACAGCAACAGGAAUUGUUCGCGAAGGCGAGGGAGGAACAGGCUGUGGCCGAGCAACAGCAGUGGCAACAGCUGCAAGCGGUUGCGCAAAUGGCUUCGAUGCAACAAGCAGAUAGCGAGCAGGAAGAUUACUCCUAAACAUGUAUAGUGACUGAACGAUUCUCCUUUUCCUGUGUUGAUGUGGAAAACCGGUGAACGAGGACAUACUCUUUUUAUUUCAGCCAGUCUGGGAUAAUUGAAAUAUAUCUUCUUUUCUUCUC